AUCAGCACCUUUUUCCUUCCAACGCAUUUCAAAAUUUUAAGCCGUUGCACCAAAUCCCAUCAACAAAAUCUCAACCCUCCACCAUUCUUUCUUUCCAUUCAAUCUCACCUCCUCAAAGAAACCCUUCAAAAUUUCUCUCUCAAAUUUACAGUCCACAACUUCACUCUGCUCCAAUGGCGCUUAGAUCUCUCGAUAAUACAAUGCCCUUAACCCCUGAACGCCCUAAAAAGUCUAUUAAAGUUUCGAAUUCCAUUGCAAAACCUAACCCUAAACCUAAACAGCCUGUAGAUCCGAAUGUUAAUGACGAAAACAUAGCUCCUCUUGAUCCCGUUGCCCCUGCUGUUGAUUCUGUUGAUUACGUCUCCUCUGAAGAUCUAAAACCCCUUUCUGACCCCGAUGUCAAGUUCCAGGGCCUAAUUGAAGGACUCGAGUCCAAGGAUUGGCUGAAGAUUUGUGAUUCGUUAAAUGAUGUUAGGCGGAUGGCAUUGUUUCACUCCACUUUGUUGCUCCCGAUCUUGGAAAAGGUUUUGUUGAUUUUAGUGAAGGCAAUGAAGAAUCCAAGAAGCGCUUUGUGCAAAACUUCAAUCAUGGCUGCUUCUGAUCUUUUCAAAUCAUAUGGCGAUAAGUUGCUUGAGUCCACAACCUGUGAUGCUGUUGACCAUAUGAUGCUGCAGCUUCUGUUAAAAGCUUCACAGGAUAAAAAGUUUGUGUGUGAAGAAGCAGAGAGAACACUGAAAACAAUGGUGGCUUUUAUAGCUCCAAUCCCUCUCCUCCACAAGCUCAAAGGCUAUGUCAGCCAUGGAAACAUGAGAGUCAGGGCAAAAGCUGCAGUUUCAAUCUCUCAUUGUGUCUCAAAGAUGGAUGUUGGAGAGAUGAGGGAUUAUGGGGUUGUGUUGUUGGUGCAAAUGGCGGCUGAGUUGUUGAAAGACAGGCUUCCGGAAGCAAGAGAGGCGGCUAGAGGUGUGGUGGUGGUGAUUCAUAAGGUGGUUAUGGAGGAGGAAGGGAGUGAAGAAGAAGAAGAAAAGGAAAAGGAAAAAUGGCAAAACUUUUGCCAAGAGAAUUUGUCUGCUAUUGAUGCAUUGGCUAUGGUUAAACUUGUUGCAUCUCAAUAGAUUUUUUUUUUUUUUUUUUUGUAUGUGUGGU
Molecule: messenger RNA, 1143 nt
Organism: Lactuca virosa
Lineage: Eukaryota; Viridiplantae; Streptophyta; Magnoliopsida; Asterales; Asteraceae
Source: the annotation of a GenBank genome assembly